AUGCCCAGUGCUAAUAUCGACUAUUCAGAGGCCAGUCGUGCCUUGGGAGUGGCCAACGACAUACCUGCAAGUCCGUAUGUGCUCUCAACGCCAUUUGGGCUUUCAAUUUUGGAAAUCCAGGGCCAAUUGGUGCUUCCAAGCUCGGCACCAGAAACAGAAUCAGACACCGCCGUGGAAGGCGGAAAUACUUUUGUAAAGGUGGAAAGUGUAGAUCAGAAAUUGGUUCGUGCGGUUCGCGAUGCGGUCCAAUUUGGCAAGUUGUCUUUCGAUGAAAAGGAUCCCUCAAAAGUGGUACUUUUUAUCGGAACAUCACAAAGAUUAAAUGGCGUGGUGGAAACGUUACGAGAACCAUUGGCUGUUUUAAAAGUGCCUAGUCAGGAUGGCGAUACAGACAUACGAAUGGUGGACAUUAUUUAUAAAAAGAUCAUAUUCAAACAUAGACCGCUCCCAAUCAUGUGA
Australozyma saopauloensis is the source of this 459-nucleotide messenger RNA. RefSeq names its product Ctf8p (gene CTF8). Bases 1 to 459 code for a protein of 152 amino acids. Gene Ontology annotation, cellular component: Ctf18 RFC-like complex. Lineage: Eukaryota; Fungi; Ascomycota; Pichiomycetes; Serinales; Metschnikowiaceae. The transcript has a single exon. Gene Ontology annotation, biological process: mitotic sister chromatid cohesion. The record is from RefSeq and is a predicted model, not a curated record.